Molecule: messenger RNA, 828 nt
Organism: Diprion similis
Lineage: Eukaryota; Metazoa; Arthropoda; Insecta; Hymenoptera; Diprionidae
Gene: mRpL50
Product: 39S ribosomal protein L50, mitochondrial
Exons: 5
Coding region: 135-794 (219 amino acids)
Cellular component (GO): mitochondrial large ribosomal subunit; mitochondrion
Source: RefSeq, a predicted model, not a curated record
CUUACACCUUAAAACCGAACCUCGGCCGGACUGGACGAAGUCGAUUCGUCGAUUCACAACUCGUGCUGCUGCCGCUGCCGCUGCUGCCGCUGCUUGUCGUUUUCCAAUCUUCGAACGCUACUUCGGUUAACAAUAUGGCGGCGCUCAUACGGCAUGCUUGGCAAGCGAGUUCUUCCAAAUAUUCGGCACUGCUGAGAAGCGGAUUGACGGCUGGCACCACUGCGGACACGAGACGUGAUUACGCAUCUGUGAAAAAAUUUGGCAAGAGGAAAAAAAUUGAUAAAGAAACCAGAUUCCGAAAAACCAUUAACCUUGCGACCCUGAAGGCUGAACGAGAGUCACUCGCCACUAGAGGCUACUUGCGGUCGCAAAAAUCUUAUUCACCGGCUAAUGACGUCAUGAAACGUUUGGACGACGUCUGCCGCGUCGAAGGUGUGGAAUCUGUAAAUGAAACGCGUCUGGACGAACCAAUCACACGUUUUAAAUUGUUCACAGCGUGCGGUAAAGAAUUCGAUCAUGCGAUUCCGAAUUCUCUGUUACACACCGUGGAGACUAUUGCCGACCUACGCAAGUUUUAUCUAACCCCCAUAAACGCCACGGUACCAUUGGACGCUAUGCGGGAUCAAAAUUUACCAGAGAAUCUGCAUAUUCAGUACGAGUAUCAUCGGUUUGUUCCUGAAACGGAUACCAUGUUUGGAGGAAAGUCCGCUUUUCCCAAGAGCUCUACUCUUGUAACCGGUCUGAAAUACAAGAAGAAGUACCCAGGUCAUACGGCUAAAACUUCUUGGCCCUAAUUUCUACUUCACGACCCUGGUUAAUGUGCAAAUU